AUGCCUAUAAAAGUGAGACAUGAACAUCGCAAGCGUACGCUACCGAUCUCGACGAUAAAUUAUGUCAGGGGCUUUCGGCAGUAUCCCAUGAACUUUUGGCUAUGCACACUUCUGUUGUUUCUCGUGGAGCUCGGUUGUGCGAUCCUUGCUGCACCUUCGCCAAUGCUUCUAGAGACAGCCGUCUGUCGGCACCAUUUUGAGAACGAAGGACAACCUCUUAAUGGAGAGCCAACAGAUGAGUUUUGCAGGAGCAAGGAGGUACAAGUGCACUUCGCGUUCGUGAUAACUGUGCUGUCAACACUGUCGACAUUGGCUGCGACGAUGAUGCAAGUUCCCAUGGGAAUGCUUGGGGACAAAGGCGGCAUUCGGCUUGCUUUCAUGCUGAAUGCCACCAGUAAUGUUCUAUACUGGGGAUGCGUAGCAAUAGUAGGUAUGGCGUCCCUUAUCGCGCUUGAAGAAGGUCUACUCAUCGUGAUAGGAUCGCAGCAUAACUUUCCACUCUGGGGCUUCUAUCUCUCGCCAGCGUUUAUACUCUUAGGAGGAGGACCAUGGGUGACUGGUACACUUGUUUUCAGUGCCGUUAGCGACAGUGUCAAGCCAGAACAAAGAACAGCGGCAUUCUCGAUUAUGGAAGCGACAUCAGGGAUCGCAGACCUUCUAGGGCCAAUUAUUGGCACAAUGACGAUGACCAUUCACCUCGGGAUUCCGUUUGCUGUCGCACUCGUGGUCUUCUCUUUGAUGUUUCUUCCAGCGAGCCAUCUUCGUGAGACUACAGUGAGCGGCAUGGAGGGCGUUGGGUCGUCGCCAGUUGAGACCGAGUCACUUCUCAGUGUCGACAGCGCUUCGGAUCGCGAAGACACUGACUUGGAGCACACCUCCAGAGACCAGCUCCCUCCACGAGCUGUCAUAUUCAGUAUAUGUUUUAUCUGCUUCUUUUUCUUCCAGGUAGCAAGGGAUUCCACGAACUAUCUAAUCCCUUGGGUAUCUCUACGCUUUGGAGAGACCAUGGCCCGGGCCGGGCUUCUGUUCUCACUACGCGCAAUCAUGUCGUCUCUUCUAUACUUUGUUAUCCUGCCGCUUGCAACUUAUUGGAUAGACCAGCAUUGGCCAAGUGCUAACAGAGAUCUUACACUCUCUGCAUCUGGUGCUCUGUGUUGUACAUUGGGCACCCUCGUUGUCGCAGCCGCACCAAACCUUGCGACAGUUGCUUUUGGAUUUGCGCUAUCGGUUCUGGGAUCAAGCAUGACCGUCACAUUGCGAUCAUUCCUUGCUUCCAAUGUGCAGAAUGCCUUUUCAGGGCGGUUGUUCGCGGUAGUCUCUAUGACGGGAACGAUUGGUAGCCUCAUUGGCACGCCCAUCAUGGGAGUUGCCUAUUCUUUGGGCAUCAACUACGAUAUUGGGCUUCCUUUCUUGGUUUCAGCACUGUCGUAUCUUCUCGUACUUGGACUCCUUGUAUGGCUUGCAUCGAAAAUCUGA
Fusarium verticillioides 7600 is the source of this 1476-nucleotide messenger RNA. RefSeq lists its product as hypothetical. Gene Ontology annotation, biological process: transmembrane transport. Bases 1 to 1476 code for a protein of 491 amino acids. The transcript has 5 exons. The record is from RefSeq and is a predicted model, not a curated record. Lineage: Eukaryota; Fungi; Ascomycota; Sordariomycetes; Hypocreales; Nectriaceae. Gene Ontology annotation, cellular component: membrane. Gene Ontology annotation, molecular function: transmembrane transporter activity.